UGGAGUGAACUCUGUAUUUCGGUCUAGGUUUUUGCAAACUGUUUACCGCGUGUAUAUCACACAUCCCUACCAAACACGUGCCUUUGGAAUAGCUGGAGCAGUCCAACAAACCGGAAUCUCGGCUCUUAAAUUUCAGUUCGAUUUGUUUAGGAGCAAAUUCACAUUGGGCUAUCUGCUGUGUCAACUGCGGGGAAUCGAACUCAUGCUUAUAAGUUACUGACUUAGUUGUUUUUCAAGUGUUCUAGUUCUGAACGAAGUAAAUUCCAAGUGUCAUCAGUAUUGUUUCCGGUGUAUGAAUGUAUAACUUCAACCAGCUCAAGUACAGUAGGCGUACACUUACUUCGUUUUGAAAUAGAAUUGCUAUGGCAACUUUGUCCGGGAACAUCGAGAGGUGGAAGCGGAAGAAAGCUGAAGAUCAGCACACAUUACCCGACGAACGAGUUUAUUCCUGCUGUUCUAGCUUUCCUCCGCUUGGAGAUGAUCUUUCUCUGCGUCCUCCUCCUCUUCCACAGACGUCAUGUCCACUCAACAACAAUCAUCCUUCCCCCCUCCCACCCUCGGAAGAACUACCUGCCUUUCCUUCGUCUAUGAGUUCAACGUGUGCUUCGCAAUCAAUUCCUACAACUUUUCGUCCUCAGUCUCUAACGACGACUUACAAUAGUGGCUCAAUUUGUGAGUUCAUCAACCCUCAACCAGGCAGCCAGAUGUCCUCUGGGUCAUGUUCCAAUGCAGACUCUUUGUUCUAUUCUAAUUACUAUCCUGAAGAGGUACUGGGUAAGCUAAACUUCAAGAUGAUGACCUAUCCCGUGGGAGGAAGAAUUCCUUCUGCACAAGAGGCUGAAGUUGACCAUUUAACAGAGCUCUUAGUUCAGAGUAUGGAAAACUCAGGAGAUCCCGAGUUUUUUGGUAUGUGUUAUAAAUGUGGUGAUAAAGUACUGGGUGAAGGGAAUGGCUGUACUGCUAUGGACCACAUUUAUCAUAUAAAUUGUUUCACUUGUUAUGUUUGUGGUCAAGAAUUACAAGGAAAAUCAUUUUAUGCAAUGGAUGAAAAACAAUAUUGUGAAGAAGACUAUUUUAAUUCUCUUGAAAAAUGUUGUGUUUGCCAAAACCCUAUUCUUCACAAGAUCUUACAAGCUAUGGGAAAACCUUAUCAUCCUGCAUGUUUCAAAUGUAUUGUCUGUUGGAAAUGUCUAGAUGGCAUUCCAUUCACAGUUGAUGCCACUAAUCAAAUUCACUGCAUUGAUGACUUUCACAAAAAGUUUGCUCCUCGAUGCUAUGUUUGUAAGCAACCUAUAAUGCCUGAGCCAGGCCAUCAAGAAAUCAUUAGAGUUGUUGCUUUAGAUAAAAGUUUCCAUGUAAAUUGCUACAGAUGUGAGGACUGCAGCAUGUUGCUGUCAUCAGAAUCUGAGGGUCGUAGUUGUUAUCCUUUGGGUGAUCAUAUCUUGUGUCAAAACUGCAAUGGUGAACGUUUUCAGUCUUCAAGUUCAUGAACUACAACAAAUUUCUAACCUUCUGUAAGAUAUGUGACUUGCAUUCCUGUAAACAGUUUGAUGAAACUAAUGAAGUUGCUGCCAGUCUUUGCCCAUUGAACUUUUGCUGCUAUUAACCACUUUGUUUUGUUCUAGUCCAUGUGCUUAAUUAGGGUUGCAUUCACUAGAUUAUAGAAGUACUGAAUGGUCACUGUGCAGUGCUGUUCAACAGAAACUUGAAUAAAGCUUUUCUAAGUUUAUUUCUAUGAACAUAAAUAGUCUGGUAAGUUUAUAUUUUAUAAUUAAAAGAAAACAGCUCUUUUGAAACCUUUUUUUAAAUAUUAUUGUAUAUUAAACCAAAUAGAUAUUUUCGUGGCAAAUUUCUGUGAGUGUUUAUUAUAAUGUUAUUUUUUGAAAGAAUCUAUGCUCUUUAUUCUGAAGAUUAAAGCAAUGGUUGAACUUGUGUGAUAAUUGGUAGUCUUUAAAUCUAAAUUGAACUAUACGAAACAUGUGGCAGCACUAGAUCUACAACUUUAGAACUCCUUUCUUUUCUUGAAAUGCAAAAAUUAGAUAGCAUACAUUAUGAAUCAAUGGUAUUUACUCUUAGUGUAUUCUGAAGUAAAUUAAACAAACAAUUUGUUACUAAUGCAUUUUACACUAGAAUUUCAUUUAGGGAAUGUUUUAAUGUAUUUUUCUUGUGCUAGUUUGUGUUGUAACUUGUAUUGACAAUUAUUUACUUUUUACAAUACAUGACUAGCUUGUAUUUCUUUUAAAUAUUUUGGACAACCUCAUUUUUUAUGUGAUUCUUGACUGCAUAAAAUAGUAAAAACUUCAUUGAUUUUAGAACCAUGAAAAGAUAAUAUACUAGAGUUCAUGUGCACUGAUCUGAACUGAAAGAUGGAACGACCAUUUGAGAAAAACGUUACAUGAUGUUAUUGAUUAUAAAAAAAACAAAAACUCAUAAUAACCAGUAGAGGGGGAUGUUUCACAUAGUUCAGUAUAAUAAUAUAUAUCUUGAAAGCUAUUUUUGAUUGCAUCUUAUUAUAUAUAUUAAAUAUAAUCAUAUAUAUAUAUGUUUAAAAGGUCAUUAAAGUAGUGGAGGGUAUAUGUAUAUAUAUCUUCCCUCACUGUUAAAGAUACAGGAGACCUGUCCUGCCAAGAUUAGCAUCUGAUGCUUAGACACAUGAAAAACUCAAGCAAAGCAAAAUAAUUACUUUUUUCAACUGUAUUAAACGUCCUUAUGAAUACAUACCCAGUAACUCAACAGUCUGAGGGCUUAUUAUGCUAAAAAUCAGGUUUUGGUACCUUUAGUGGGCAGAGCAAAGAUAGCCCAUUGUAUAGCUUUGCGCUUAACAACAAACAUACAAACAAAAUCCUAAUGAGUGGCUCAUUUUCUACUUUAGAAAUACACUUUUGUAUUCAUAAUAUGUAAAUAAUGUAGUGUUUAAAUAUAAAAUUCAAAUUUUAUGUAGUAAAUAAUAUGAUAAUAUAUUUUAGAAAAUCAAGACAAAAUAAAACACAUUCCAUAAAUCAUUAUAAUGAUACAAUAUUUCGUUCUCAAGUCUCUUCUUCACAACCUAAAAUUUAGGCACACUGUUAAUAGGUUUGACACUAUCAGCAUAAUCUUCAGUUACCAUGUUGCUGUUUAUGAAACACAGUUUUGUCAACUGAAAAUUCCCAACUAUUUAGACAGAAACGUUAAAAAAGAAGAAGAGAGAAGUAAAUACUGAAACUGAAAUUUAAGUGUAAUAAGUAGGGUGAAAUUCUGAAGUGACUCAAAAACGUACACAUAUGCUGAAUAUAUAAAUAAAGAAUUAUAUUUCUCAUUUUCCAGGGAGCAGCAAGUGCCACUUAACCGCUCCUACAGACCCUCUUGCUUGUAUACAAAAAUCUAGAGUAAAAUAAAAUACCUAAACGUUAGGCUAAAGGUACGUUCGCUCGCUAAUAAGUUUAUAUGCAUAUAACAACCAAUAAUUAGGAAUCGCCAAUAUCUGUAUAAUGUUUACAUAUAACAUUUUUAAACGCGACAUUCUUGAUCUAAUCUCUAAGGGAUUUUAAAGAAAUGUAUUGUUUAAAAAUCUAUUAGGCCUCAAACUGAUAUCUUAUGAUAAAUGUAAAUUAACAUAUAUAUCUAUAAUUAUUCAAACUGUAAAUGUUCUAUGGUUUCAAAAUGAAAAUAAAUCAUGAGAAAAUCAUUUCAUGGAUUAUUUAUGCAGACAUCUGAGUAAGCAGGCAGUUUUGAAAGGAAAGUAUUGUAUGAUUUAAGCCUUACUUGUGUAAAAAAGUCUAGUGUAAUAAAAUAUCUAAAAGU
Molecule: messenger RNA, 3780 nt
Organism: Limulus polyphemus (Atlantic horseshoe crab)
Lineage: Eukaryota; Metazoa; Arthropoda; Merostomata; Xiphosura; Limulidae
Product: lipoma-preferred partner homolog
Exons: 10
Coding region: 363-1490 (375 amino acids)
Biological process (GO): cell-cell adhesion; apoptotic process; regulation of apoptotic process
Cellular component (GO): focal adhesion; stress fiber
Source: RefSeq, a predicted model, not a curated record